Messenger RNA from Mercenaria mercenaria, 3022 nucleotides. RefSeq names its product acid-sensing ion channel 2-like. Gene Ontology annotation, molecular function: ligand-gated sodium channel activity. The transcript is spliced from 9 exons. NCBI's taxonomy places the organism in Eukaryota, Metazoa, Mollusca, Bivalvia, Venerida, Veneridae. Gene Ontology annotation, cellular component: membrane. Gene Ontology annotation, biological process: sodium ion transmembrane transport. The record is from RefSeq and is a predicted model, not a curated record. Bases 1235 to 2749 code for a protein of 504 amino acids.
GUGAAGUGAUCUAGUUGUGAUGUGUAGUUAUUGAGAUACUAACUUGCUCACGAACAGCAUAUUGUUGAAAAAUAUUGCUAGAUACAGAAACGGAAAUCAAAGCAGACACUUUUAAUAACAUGUCACCCAUAAACAAUAUUUCUGAUUGUCACAAGAAUCAUUGUAGAUAUCUAGUAAUAACAUGUAGGCCUAUAAGUAUUCAAAAGAGUUAAAGUUAUCAUAAGUAUCAUAAAGCUGUCAAGUAAGGUUAUGAAAAUAAUAUUUUUUAAUAUAUCUGUCGUGCAAUUGAAAACACCAUGAAGUCUAACCGCCCUUAGCCGGUAUAAGGUGUGUUUGUAGUUAUACAGUGCAAUUUGUAUCUGUACAAAUGAGUUGCAAGAAAUCAUUUCUUGAUAUCUAGAAAUACGGACUACUUUUUGAUAUCAUGAAUUCGAUUUCUGGAUAUCAAGAAAUCAUUUUUUUUAUAUCAAGAAUUCGAUUUCUUGAUAUCAAAAAUUCGAUUUUUUUGAUAUCAAAUAAUGGCAAGUAUUUAUUGAUAACAAAAAUUGUCGCCUUUCUGUUAUUUUGGCGGUCCAUACAAAUACCUGCGCGGAUUCAGUCAAUUUUCUCAGGUGGGGAUUGAGUGGGGUCCGACUGAACUUGACCAUGUCUCUUUAUACACUAAAUGCUUCGAUGUGUUUUUUUUUUGUGGAGAUGUUAGCCGUUUACAAGUACAGGGCUGUCAAUAAGUUCCUGUUGAACAGGCUUAAAUAGGAAAGUCUAGGCGACCAGCUAGUGGGGUGGGGCAUCCCCCUCCCGUAAAAUUUUGGAAUUAAGCGCUCCAUUUUCAGCAUUCUGGGGCAUUUAAGGAACAUCAAAUACCCCUUAUUUUCACAUUUUUAUGAGCUAACCUGUUAAAUUUGGGAAAAGUAAUAAACUUAAGUUUUCUUAAUUCUUUGUUUCUUUGUGAUGAUUAACAUAAAUAUGAAUUACGUCACUUUGAAUACGGCCCUAAUCAGGCUAACGUUGCCUUUUUGAAAACCCGUUUUCUUUCCUUCUUCUCUUCUUCCCUUUUUUUAGGAUUUUCCAGGGGGUGGGAGGUGGGGGUUCGGAACUGGACCAACCCACUGGAUCCGCGCAUGAAAUUUCUUAGUAAUGAGUAAUGUUCCUAAUACAAAUUUCUUACUAAAAUGACUCAAUUAGUUCAUAACUGUGACGUCAUAUUAUUCUUACACACAAGCGAAGCCUCAGCAAUAUGUCUGUAGAAACGUACAAACUGCCUAACGACGAGCAGCAAAGUGAGGGCGCUGGCAGUCAUGAGAUGAUAGAAAGCAGUCAAGUUCCAGAAGUAAGUGACGCUGACUUACAUGGAAACGAAGUCAGAGAGGAAGCCAAAGUUUGCGAAACCGCUGAAAGGAAGCAAAGCCAGCUUGACAGAUUUUGGGACACAUUGCAUGAAUGGGCGGAUAUUACAACAUUACACGGUACCCGAUUCGUAUUCGAUCGCAACAGUUAUGUUGUCCGAAGAGCAACGUGGUUUGUCAUUAUGAUUUGUUUCGUAUUUGUUCUUAUUUGGAACGGCCAGGCGCAGGUGAAUCGCUACUUCGAAUACAGACCACUGACAGUUCAAACCAUGAAGGUUCAUGAAAAACUUCUGUUUCCAUCUGUAACUAUUUGCAAUAGUCGUUUUAUUCGGAAUGAUUCUGUUACUAACGAUACCGAACGAAUAACCAUAGAACAAGUUCUACAAGUAGUGCCAAACAAAACUUUAUUACUUACUGAAGUUGGAGAAACUAUUUUAAAAACUACACGAUUCAGCAGUCUGAUGAUGAAGCAUACAACCAAGUUAGACGACUUUAUUUUAACAUGCUCGUGGAAAGGUUUGCCAUUGAAUUGUAGUGAAUAUUUUAUUGGUCGUUUGGCGGAAAAUGGUUUGUGUUAUACAACAACGGAAGGUUCAUUUGAAACAUCUGUGGUUGGGGAUAGGUACGGUUUAGAGAUUGUGCUAUGGUCAGGUCAAGAUAUAGCCAUUGGAGCGGGAGAUGAAAACUAUGGAACAAAAGUCUUGGUACACGAGAGUACGGACGAGCCGAACAUGGAGUCUGCGUCAAUAAUAGGGCCUGGCGUAAUGCACUAUAUACCAGUCACGGCUCAUGUGUUUGAUUACUUGCCGUAUCCUGUAGCAGCAUUUGGAGGACAAUAUUGUAUCGACACAACAGCAGAUACAGAGUUGCACAGUCAUUACUCUAUAACAGGAUGCUACAGAGAGUGUAGACAGAAAUUUAUUCUCGAACACUGUGGUUGUGUAAGUCACGUUGACAAAGACUACAAAGGCGGCAAGGAAUGCAGUGCUUACGAAAUUAUGGACUGUUACCAGCCGACUUUGGUGUCUUUUAUGUCUCAAGUUGAGCAGUGUCACUGUGCAACACCAUGUCACAUAACGAAAUACCAGACGAGGCUUUCGUCAACCUUCCUGCCAGAUAGCGCAUACAAAACCGUACAGAAGAAAAUACAGAUUAAUGACCCAAUAGAAACAUUAAGAGAGAAUCUCAUUAUUCUGAAACUUUUCUACGAAAGCAAGGAGGUAACAUACAUUGAGCAAGUUCUCGAAUUCACUUUUGAGGACCUUUGGGCCUCGUUUGGUGGAUAUCUUGGAAUAGCUGUUGGAGCCAGUUUACUGACAUUUGUAGAGAUUUUAGAUCUUAUUGUCAUGAAUGUGUACCACCACUUGAAGAGAAUCAGAAACAUUGUCAGAGAAGAACCCACUUGAUACCUUUAGAAAUGGUUUCAUUUACCAAACGUGAACUCCACAAGACCGAACAUUGAAGUUAACGGAGUAACAGAAACGUUUACAGGAUGUUAAGAAUGCCUGGCUUGAUGUUGAAAUUGUGAAUAGAACAUAUUUGUGACUAAUGAUUUAUGACUGGACAAACUAGUACAAUGAUAUGCAAGUUAACGUGCGAACAAGACAAUCAUGUGCUAUUAUGAUGUUUGUGGCUUCAUUUUCUAAUUUUAUGAAAUAAAUGACCAUAUAUAAAGUAAA